Molecule: messenger RNA, 1449 nt
Organism: Purpureocillium takamizusanense
Lineage: Eukaryota; Fungi; Ascomycota; Sordariomycetes; Hypocreales; Ophiocordycipitaceae
Exons: 2
Coding region: 351-1223 (290 amino acids)
Molecular function (GO): oxidoreductase activity
Source: RefSeq, a predicted model, not a curated record
UGUCAAUCAAGCCUUGCAGCCAUCCAUCCGUCCAGUCGCGCACCGGAGCAUCUUUUAUAUCACUAGCACACAGCCAGUCGAGCCGACAUGCCGCCGGAAAAUCACAUCACUCAUCAUCAAUGAAGCUGCUGCUGGCAUGUGCCUUCACGACAGACUGGCGUCAUAUGUGAGAUAUCCAAAGCCAUACAUCGUCUUCGGAGAACCCGCACAUGUCGCGACUGCUGGCGAUCGCCACUGACUCUGCUCGCCAGUGCACAAUAACCACGAGACUCGCUUGUGCCCACGAGCGUCCAUUCCAUUACCCCCAACAGUGUAAGAAAGGUAGUAUUCAAGGCUGAUUCGCUGGAAACAUGGCUCUCGAGGGCAAGGUCUUUGCCGUCACCGGCGGCGCCAGCGGCAUCGGUCUCGCGACGUCCAAGCUCCUUCUCGAGCGCGGCGCAACCGUCUGCGUCGCCGACGUGGACGAUGCCAGCCUCGCCGCCGCAGAGGCACUCUUCACGGCUCAAAUCUCUCAUCAAAGCCAACCUCCUUCUUCUUCCCAACCACGGCAGCAACCCUUCGCGGCGGCCGCCUCCGAGCCCCCCACCGGCAGCGAAGCAGCAGGCAGUGACGAUGGCGCGAAGCCCAGGUUCGCAGUCGCGCGCGUCGACGUCACGCAGCGCGCGCAGGUCGACGCCUGGAUCGCGGGAGUCGUGGAGCGGUUCGGGCGGCUCGACGGCGCGGCCAACAUCGCGGGCGUCAUCGGACGGUACCACUCCGUGGGCUCCGUCGCCGGCACGGACGACGACGAGGAGUGGCACCGCCUCAUCGCCGUGAACCUCACCGGGUGCAUGUACUGCCUGCGCGCGGAGCUCAAGUGCGUCGCCGACGGCGGUUCCAUCGUCAACAUGGCGAGCAUACAUGGCACAAACGCCAUGGCCCUCCACGGAGCAUACGGGGCCAGCAAACACGGCGUCGUUGGUCUCACCCGCGCCGCAGCCAAGGAGGUCGGAGACCGUGAGAUCCGGGUCAAUGCCGUCGCCCCGGGAGCCAUCUACACGCCAAUGAUGGAGCGAGCCUGGGCUCAGACCGGGCGCCCCGCCGACGCACCGUUUGACGAGUCCACGGCUUUUCGACGCUACGGGAAACCAGAGGAGGUCGCCGCCGUAGUCGCCUUUCUUCUCGGACCCGAAAGCACCUUCGUGAGCGGCAGCGUUUACGCCGUCGACGGUGCGUGGAUCUGACACGACACGGCCAACCAUCAAGGCAGCGAAGAGACUUUCUAUACGUGCAAUGCCUGUAAAUUUGUCUGCUCCAACUGAAAACUCUGCUCUUUGAAGUUCAGUCAUAAACACCAUACCCAUCUAUAGUUUUUUCGUGACACCAUAUGCAACCAACAAGAGACCGAACCCGCUCAGCCCACCCAUCGUCGGGCGCUGCGGAAGAUGCGCACCCACGGCCCAAACUCAC